AUGCCAAAAAUUGUUCAUGAUUCUGAUGCAAAACCUCCAUAUUCAUAUGCUACAUUGAUUGGAAUGGCAAUCUUGAGAGGUGAAGAUAGAAAAUUGACAUUAUCACAAAUUUAUUCUUGGAUAUCUUCAACUUUUAAAUACUACCGUCGUAAUGAUGUUGGUUGGCAAAACUCAAUUAGACAUAAUUUAUCAUUGAAUAAAGCUUUUGUUAAAACUGAAAAAUCAUCUGAUGGGAAAGGUCAUUAUUGGGAAAUUGUC
Messenger RNA from Hansenula anomala, 258 nucleotides. Its product is annotated as forkhead box transcription factor. The annotation marks the transcript as partial. Lineage: Eukaryota; Fungi; Ascomycota; Saccharomycetes; Phaffomycetales; Wickerhamomycetaceae. The record is from RefSeq and is a predicted model, not a curated record. The transcript has a single exon. Gene Ontology annotation, biological process: regulation of transcription by RNA polymerase II. Gene Ontology annotation, molecular function: DNA-binding transcription factor activity, RNA polymerase II-specific; RNA polymerase II cis-regulatory region sequence-specific DNA binding.